This is a messenger RNA of Effrenium voratum, 1014 nucleotides long. Lineage: Eukaryota; Dinophyceae; Suessiales; Symbiodiniaceae. The record is from the annotation of a GenBank genome assembly.
AUGGAAGCCAGUUCCAUGCAUCCCAACUGGCAGGCCUGGGCGGGGCAAGGGCCCACGCCGGAGGAGGUGUCCACCUCUUGUGACGACAAUGACGUGAGCCAGGCUGGAAUUUGCGUCGGUGACGCCGGGAUCCCAUUGCUCCAGGCUCCAGCGCGUGUAGAAGGUUCUUUUUCUUUUUCUUUCCCCGGCGAAGAGCUUUUUCUUCGGUUCUCCUCCGCAAAGAUGACGGAGACGCUGAAGAUCAGCGACGGCAGCACCAUGGAGAUCGCCCGGCUGCCGGACGUGGACGACGCCACCUGGGCGGAGCUCAAGGCCUACGUGGAGGGCAACCCGGAGACGGCGAAGACGCUGCAGAACUUCGCCAAGAACCCGGAGGCCAUGCGGGGCUGGCUGCAGACCCAGGCCAUCGCCGAGCACUACAACACCAAGUUGUCCAAUGGAGACACGCCGGUGCAGGACAAGGUGAAAUCCUUGGAGUCGGACCCUGAGCUGCAUCACGUCUUCGAGGACAUCAAGAAAAACGGCAUGGAGGCAGCCAUGAAGUACUACCAGGACGAGGAGCUGAUGCUGAAGAUCUCGCAGAAGAUGGGGGGCCUGCCGUCCGAGCUGUCCCCGGUGCUGCAGAAGAUCGACGACACCGCCAUGACGCUGCACGAGGCGGCCAAGCGGGGGGACCUCGCGGCCGUGAAGGCCUUCCUUGACCGAAAGAAGCCGCUGGACGCUCAGGACUUCAAGGGCAUCACGCCUUUGGGCUACGCCAUCGGCGCCAACCGCAUCGCCGUGGUGAAGCUGCUGCUGGACAACCGGGCCAACCCUUACGCGGUGGACAGCUCCGGCAACAGCGGCUUGCACUACGCGGCCGGCUACGGCCGGAAGGAGCUCUUGGAGUACCUGCUGAAGGUGGGGGCCAAUGUGAAUCAGCCCAACGCCCAGGGCAUGACACCUCUGGCUGCGGCCACGCAGAACCAGCAGGAAGCGACCGUCCAGGUUUUGAGAGCUCAUGGAGCUCAAUAG